AUGAGCUUCCUCAAAUUUAAAGUCCUUCAGGGCGUGCCACUUCGAUUUGUAGUAAGAAGCUUUCUCCAACGGGCAAACAACAGUCCCCUCGCCAGUAGUGGAGUCUUGAAGAGCAAACGUAUUGAAAUUCAUGAUGCCAACUCAGCAGUACCUCCAGUCGCAAAACCUUCCGCUGAAAAGGAGUUGAAAUCAGAGACAUCAAGGCCAACAGAUUCACCACAACCAUCUUUCGUAAUGUUUGAUGCUACGGACGCCAGUAACGUAUAUAAAGGUCCUGCUGCCACAAAAUCUAUAAUUAGUGAUCCUGCUGUGAACUCUAUCAAGGUCGAACCUAUCAAGCUCCAAACUUCCAAUACUCCUGAUAAAAGUGAAGCGUCACCACAACCAGGAUUGCCAACAAGUCAGGCUAUUCCGGAAUUCACGCCCGAAUUCCCUCCACCUGCUGCGAAAGAUUCCGCUUCUCCACCACCACCAUCAGACACGUCACCACCAUCGUCGAAUGCCACUUCACCACCAUCGUCAAGUUCACCACCACCAUCGAAUGCCGCUUCCCCACCACCAUCAAGUAAUAUUCCAGUAGAACACAACAAUGACCAAAUCAAAAAACCCGAAGAAUCGCAAGGCAUUGUGUGGUUGGAUAAUGUGUUGCCACUGAAGAUCUUCAAAUACGAUCCACGAAUGCAUAUUAUACAAAGAUACUACGAGCACAUUCAGAAAAAUUUGGAAGCUGAGGCUCAACAUAUGAUUCCAAAAACAUUCGCUGCCCCAUUUAAGAUUGAGAAAAUUAUGCCGAAUAUAAAAGACGGUGGGAUGAUGUUAUACUUUUCGUAUAAAGGCGCUGCUCUAGAUGCUAUUGAGCAGAUUAAAGCCCAUUUGACAGAAAACGCUGUGAGAGGUCCUUAUACUUGGGCCAGAGUUCAUGCCUUCGAAGUCAAGGGUGAGCCUUGGGUGGAAGACCUGGAACAUCGCCUUCCGUCAAAUCGCCUCAAAAUCGAGUUUUCUGGACCCGAUUUGCCUCUCGAGAUGCUCUACAAAGAGUUCAGAGUGUUUGGUAGUAUUGUGGACAUCUUUCCAAUGUCCCCAAGCUCGAAAGAUCUUCCCCGGUUUGCUGUGAUUGAGUACAAGAAAUAUCGGUCAGCUGCUUCUGCAAGAAAUUGCCUGUAUUUAGAAGAGAUGGCGGGCACCAAAAUCCGUUUAUCAUAUCUGAGGCCACUUUCAGAGGGCGUAAUAUGGAAUAGUAUUACCCAACACCCUCGUCUGAGUGCGCCAAUCAUUCUUGCUCUCAUCGCUGGUCUCUCCUACUUGAUUUUUGACCCCAUCAGGCUCUUCUUCAUAUCUAAUGAGAUAACGGACCGCCUCACUUUCAAGCACUUAUGGCAAAUCAUCCGACCUUAUACGCAAACUGCGGAAAGACUGGCUGAUAAGACAGUAGGGUACUUUUUAGGAUCUUCCUCUGAAAGGAAACAGGACGAUGCUACCAAUGUACAAGAAAUCGAACAAGAACGACAACGCCUCGAACGGGCGCUAGGGGAAAAUCCAGAAACUGUCAUUCUCGUACAAGGUGUAUCUGGAAAUGCAAAGUCUGAUUUGGUGAAGGAUGCAACUAAGGGCUUCCAGAACAUGCUCUAUAUUGACUUGGAUGACAUGAUUGGACAAAGUGAUCCGGUAAUGCUGGAUCGCUUAGCAUCAUCGGUUGGCUACUUCCCGCUUUUCGGCUGGUUGAAUUCUGUAUCAUCUUUGGCAGACACUGUCAUCACAUCUACUACAGGCAAGAAGAUUUGUGUGAAAGCUGGCUUAGCAUCGACUAACGAUGUGCAGUUCCGUCAUAUUCUGGAAACCGUUACUGUGGCGUUGAAUAGCAUCACAACUGCUCAAAGAACGGCAUUAGACAAGUACAAUGCAAAAUACGCAAUGGUGGAGAAUGCUCCACCAGCUCCUGAGAUGGAUUAUCCUGUCGUUGUUAUCGAUGGGUUCUUCUCAAAGGAGAAAGGCAAUACUAAAGGCCACACGUUUGUGUACGAAAUCGCAGCUGAGUGGGGAGUCUUCCUCGCAGAGAACUCUAUUUGCCAUGUCGUCUUUGUCACUGAUAGCCCUUCAGCAUACAAGAGUCUGACUAAACAGACACCCAAACCCAUCGUCGCAAUUACUCUGGCUGAUGCUUCGUUGGCUUCCAGUAUGCAAUAUGUGACUCGCCGUCUCGGAUUCGGAUAUAACGCCGAAGAAUUAAUGCCUAUGGUAGCAGGCCUUGGAGGUCGCGUUUCUGAUUUGGACCUAUUUACUCGAAAGAUCAAAUCGGGUAGCAAACCUGCUGAUGCAUACGCUGAUAUAGUUUCUCGAGCCGUGUCUGAGUUAAGAAAGAUUGGAUUUGAGGACCGUGAUGACGGAAAGAAACUCUUCACUACACCUCAAUUUUGGCACAUUAUCAAGAACUUGGCUGAGCAUGAGGAGAUUGGAUUUGAUGAGGUCCGAUUCAAUCCACUUUUCAAAGGCGACGAAACCCCACUGUCAGCCCUAGAAAGAACUGGAAUCAUAGUGCUUGUCUCAGAGCAUAAUCGUCCGUACAAGAUUAGGACUGGAAAGCCCCUAUUUAGGGUUGCCUUCCAAAACAUGCUCACUGAUACGAACUUUGUUGCUACAAUGUCGAUUUUGACUCUCAAGUCAUUAAAAGGAGAUGAAGAAGCCAAAGUAAAAUCCUUGCAGCAACAAAUGGUCGAAUUGUCCGCUUCGCUUGCCACAAAGACGCUUCCGUAUGAUGCACGUCGUGAGCUAGAAAUUCGUGCCAAUACAGUAUCUCAACUUUUGGCAUCUAGCAAUAAGAAGUUGAUGGCGUGGGAGACUGAGAUAAAGAAGCAUGAAGCCUCUUUGGCAUUGUGA
Molecule: messenger RNA, 2874 nt
Organism: Synchytrium microbalum
Lineage: Eukaryota; Fungi; Chytridiomycota; Chytridiomycetes; Synchytriales; Synchytriaceae
Exons: 13
Coding region: 1-2874 (957 amino acids)
Cellular component (GO): mitochondrial inner membrane
Molecular function (GO): RNA binding
Source: RefSeq, a predicted model, not a curated record